Molecule: messenger RNA, 303 nt
Organism: Arabis nemorensis
Lineage: Eukaryota; Viridiplantae; Streptophyta; Magnoliopsida; Brassicales; Brassicaceae
Source: the annotation of a GenBank genome assembly
AUGACGUUGGUGCUCCAAUCCCAACCUAGCAUUGUGGUUUCUGCCAUUGCAUUUCUUCUCUCGAGUGGACAAUGGGAUGAAUCCAUUGAGUAUGCUAGAAAACAAGAUGAUGCAUCAUCCAUGAGCGAUGAAGAGCUUGCAGAAGUAGUCCGUGCCUUCGGCUUGUUAGUUCAGGAAGAGUCUGCCCUUCUCGUCAAGGGAGGCGUUGAAGACUCCGACACAGAUAAUCAAGGAUGGAAAGCGUACGAGACCAAGAGGGAGAUUGGAAAUAUAAUUCUUGAAGUUACUAAAAAGGUGGGGUAG